ACAUAUAAUAUAAUAAUAUAUGUGUAACUUGUUGGUCACAUAAGGACAAAAAAAGGGUUGGACCAGAACAAGAUCAGAGAAAGAAGCGUGAACAUACCGAUGGCCACACUAGAACACAAAUCAGAGAGAAAAGUGUGAGAAACAGAACCAAAAUUCGAGAACAAUACCACCACCACGACCACACCAGAUGAAUUAAAGAAUCUGGGCUUCUUUAUUUAUAUAUGGGUGAAGAAGAAGAAGAAGAAUUGAUGAAGAAGUAGAAGAAGAAUUGAUGGGUGGUAGUCGGCACUUUGCUUCUUUAUUUAUAUAAAGAAGAAGAUCUGCAGGAAAAGAUCUUCAAAGUUUCAAAAGAGUUGUUUCCAGAAGAAGCUUAAUGAAAAAACGAAAAAGAAGUGUUGCAGACUAAUACUCUGUGUUCUUCUAUUUAAGCUUAGUCUCAUAAGCUAAGAUACAAGAGUCUCAUUGCAAAAGCAAAACAAAAAGAACCAUGGAGAUCCUCACUGGAACUAUUCCUAAAAUAUUCGAGUAUACAGUUGAACCAAUUGGGCGACAAGUGGGUUAUCUAAUUAACUACAAAAGCAACCUUGAAAGUCUGAGGAGUCAAUUGAAGAACUUAGAUGCUGCCAAAGACCGGAUGAAGCAUAGGGUUGAUGAAGUUGAAAGAAAUGGUAAAGGAGUAGAAAUUGAUGCCCAGAACUGGAGAAAAGAAGCAGAUGGGAUCACUCAAGAGGCAGAAAAGAUUUUGGGAAAUGAAGGCCAAGCAAAGACAAAGUGUUUCCGUGGAGUAUGUCCUAAUAUCGUUUCGUAUCAUCAGUUUAGCAGGAAAUCAGCAAAAUUGGCAAAAGAGAUUGAACUACAUGCAAAAAAAGAGUUUCCCAGUGUUUCUUACGAUCCUCCCCUGGAAGAGAUAUGUGCCACGCCGUCACAAAACUACAUGGCCUUUGAAUCAAGGAUUUUAAUGGUGAAUGAAAUCAUGAAGGAACUGAAAAAUCCUGAUACCAACAUGAUUGGGGUGUACGGAUUGGGUGGUGUUGGGAAGACCACACUCGCCCAAGAAGUUUAUAGACAAGCUAUGAAAGAGAACUUAUUUGAUGAGGUGGUUAUAGUCUUGGAUGUGAAAAAGUAUCCAGACCUGGAAAAGAAGGAAAGAAUUCAAAAAAAAAUCGUUGAAAAGUUAGGUAUGGAUGUUGAUGUAACUCAUGAUAUCGAAGCGAGAGCAAAGCAUCUAUGGAAUAGAAUAAAAGACAAGAACAUUUUUGUAAUUUUAGAUGAUGUCUGGGAAGCAAUUGAUUUGGAGGCUUUGGGACUUCGUCCAAUGGUGACUUGUAAAAUAUUGUUGACGUCCAGAGAUCGAGUCUCUGAUAUGAGUAUGCAAAAAGAGUUUCAGCUUGAAGUUUUAGGCAUGGAAGAAAGUUGGAGUUUAUUUGAGAAGAUGGCAGGUGACGUUGUUCAGAAUGACCGUAUACAUGAAGUAGCAAUUGAAAUAGCCAAAAAAUGUGGAGGUUUGCCGGUUUUAGUUGUUGCAGUUGCAAGGUCUCUAAGAUCAGCCUCUACUUUAGAGGAAUGGAGAGUUGCCUUGAGGGGCUUCAAAAGUUUUGACGAACAAGGAUUGGCAAAAUCAGCCUACUUGGCUUUAGAAUGGAGUUACAAUCAAUUGGAUGGGAACGAGCUUAAGCGAGUGUUCUUGCUAUGUGGAAUUAUUGCAGGGGGUAGCUGUAUAAUUUUUCUGAGUGACUUGUUGAAAUAUGCUAUGGGUUUGAGUUUAGUGAAAAAUGUUGAUACAGUGGAAGAGGCACGAGAUAAAUUGAUUUCACUACUUAAAAAACUUAUUAAAGAUUAUUGUCUGUUGCUAGACAUUAAUGAUGAUGGAGAUUUUAGAAUGCAUGAGCUUGUACGAGAUGUUGCUAUCGGGAUUGCAUUUAAAGAUAAGUAUGUCAUUGCAAAAGCAUAUGGAGAUGAGCUGAAAGAAUGGCCAGAUAGGGAUUCCCUUAAAAAAUGCACUGCGAUCUCCUUAAAAUCUUGCAAGAUCCCCAGACUUCCUGAAGUACCUUGGGUAUGCCCAGAAUUGAGAUUUAUUGUUUUGGAAAAUCAUAAUAUUGAUGACUCCUUGGAAAUCCCAGGCAACUAUUUUGAAGGGAUGAAGGAACUCAAAGUGUUGGAUGCAACCAGACUGCGAAUUCCGUCACUGCCUCCAUCUCUUCAAUCCCUAACAAAUCUUCAAACUUUGUGUUUAGAUCAUUGCGUGUUGGGGGACAUAGCUCUAGUUGGACAGCUAACAAACUUGAAAAUUCUUAGCCUUGUACACUCCCAGGUUAAAGAGUUGCCCAAAGAAAUAGGGCAAUUGACUCAUCUACAAUUGUUGGAUUUGACUGGUUGCUCUGAACUUGUACUGAUCCCACCUGGCGUUAUAUCAAGCUUGACAAGUCUAGAAGACUUGAGAAUGGGAAGCUUUAAGGAAUGGGAAGGAGGUUUAAUUGAUGGAAGAAGUAAUGCGAGCGUGUCAGAGCUGAAACAAUUGCGUCAACUAACAGCAUUGGACAUACAUAUUCCAGAUGCUAAGCUUCUUCCAGCAAACAUGUUCUCGGAUACAAGGUUAGAAAGAUACACCAUACUUAUUGGUGAUUGUUGGCCUAGAUAUCCUAGAAUUUACGGAACCUCCAUGUUAAAACUCAAGCUCACUUCUAACAGUCAAUUCGACCAAGGUAUAAAAUUGCUGCUAAAGAGAUGUGAAGAUUUGGACUUGGAUGGGAUGAAGGCUGCAAAUAUUAUUUCCUAUAUAUUAGCAAGUGACAGUGGUAAACAACUGAAGAAUCUCCAUGUCCAAAACAAUGAUGAAGUUACAUCUCUCAUUAACUCGAGUCAUGCCUUCCCCAUUUUGGAGUCACUCUCUCUUUACAACCUUGUUAAUUUGGAAACUGUAUGUUGCGGCCAACUCAUAGCUCAGCCCUUUCAACAGUUGCAAUCUUUGACUUUGUGGAAUCUGCCAAAGCUUAGUGGUUUCUCCUCCAAAGGCAGCAGGUCAGUUGUAAGUACAGAGGCCGAAGAAAUCAUUUUGGAGAAUGAAAUUGGUGGACCCGUGAAACUUUUCAUGAAUGAGGAGGUUCUGAUGCCCAACUUAACACGCUUGAUCUUGCAUCAAUGUGAUGGUUUAAAAUUCUUGUUUUCAUGUUCCAUGGCUAGAAGGCUUCUGCAACUCGAACAUAUUGAGAUAUCGAAAUGCCACAUGAUGGAAGAGAUAGUAUCAACAAGUGGAUACAAUCAAGAACAUACAAAUAACAUUGCCCAUCUGGAUUUAGUUGUGAUGGAUUCGUGUGACAGUUUGAAAAAUAUCUUUCCACCCUCAGUGGCCAAAGGUCUUCAGCAGCUAAGCGAGCUGUACGUGGAGAAUUGUGGAAUAUUGGAAGAAAUUGUUGCCAAUGACGGACUAGAAACGACACCUGAGUUUGUGUUAUCUAAAGUAACACUUGUGCAAUUGCAACGUCUGCCCCAAUUGAGGAGUUUCUAUCCCGGGCUGCAUGUUUCCAAGUGGCCAUCACUCAAAUCAUUAAGAUUCUUUGAAUGUUUCCAAGUAGAGAUUCUUGCUUCCGAAUAUUCAAUAUUCCAAGAAAGACUUGAUUUGGGUACACCAAUCGAACAACCUUUUUUCUUAGUUGACAAGGGUAAUCCAUUCCCCAACUUGGAAAGUUUGUAUUUGUGCAAGAACACGGAGAUUUGGUAUGAAGCGCAUGAUCCACUCGGACGAAGAAGUAAUGCGAGCUUGUCAGAGCUGAAACAAUUGCAUCAACUAACAGCAUUAGUGAUACAUUUUCCAGAUGCUAAACUUCUUCCAGCAAACAUGUUCUCGGAUACAAGACUAGAAAGAUACACCACAGUUAUUGGUGAUUGUUGGCUAUUUCCUGAUAUUGACGAAACGUUCUCUAACAUGUUAAAACUCAAGCUCACUACUAACAGUCAAUUCGAUCAAGGUAUAAAAUUGCUGCUAAAGAGAUGUGAAGAUUUGGACUUGGAUGGGAUGGAGGCUGCAAAUAUUAUUUCCCAUAUAUUAGCAAGUGACAGUGGUAAACAACUGAAGAACCUCCAUGUCCAAAACAAUGAUGAAGUUACAUCUCUCAUUAACUCGAGUCAUGAUCAUGCCUUCCCAAUCUUGGAGUCACUAUCUCUUUACAACCUUGUUAAUUUGGAAACUGUAUGUUGUGGCCAACUCAUAGCUCAGCCUUUUCAAAAGUUACGAUCUUUGACUUUGUGGAAUGUGCCAAAGCUUAUUGGUUUCUCCUCCAAAGGCAGCACGUCAGUUGAAAGUAGAGAGGCCGAAGAAAUCAUUUUGGAGAAUGAAAUUGGUGGACCCACGAAACCUUUCAUGAAUGGGGAGGUUCUAAUGGUCAAUUUAACACACUUGAUCUUGCAUCAAUGUGAUGGUUUAAGAUUCUUGUUUUCGUCUUCCAUGGCUAAAAGUCUUGAGCAACUCGAACAUAUUGAAAUAUCGAAAUGCCAAAUGAUGGAAGAAAUAGUAUCAACAAGUGGAUACAAUGAAGAACAUACAGAUAGCAUGUUUUGCAAUCUAAAAUCUCUAAAGCUGCAACGUCUUCCAAGCCUCACUAGAUUCUACUCCGGAAGUUAUAUUGAAUUUUCGUUAUUGGAGAAAUUGCAUAUUGAGGAUUGUCCUAGAUUAGGGACAUUCAUCGUUGAUGGUAAGAGUGAAAUUACUACAAUGGGCAAAGAAAAUGAGGACAGGAACUCCAAGGAGAAUCUUGAGACUGUUAUACCACACUUUCUUUUUGAUGAAAAGGUAGGAUUUCCUAGCUUGGAGAGGUUGAUCAUCCAUGACCUACCUGCACUGAUGACAAUAUGGCACAACCAACUUGCUCAAGACUCUUUUUGUAGACUGAAAGAAGUUAAUGUUUAUAGAUGCCACAAUCUAAUAAAUAUCUUUGCACGAAGUAUGAUAGGAAGAUUGAAUGCUCUAUACACAUUACAGAUAUGGCAGUGCCAGUCACUACAAGUGGUAUUUGAACUCGGAGGAGUAUUUGAAGCAUAUGAUACGUCAACCACUCAAUUGAAAACUUUUGAGUGCCCAAAUCUUGAUUUUGUAGAGAUAGAUGCGUGCGAGAGGUUGAUAAAUAUAUUCUCAGCCUCUGUGGCCAAAGGUCUUGAACAACUAACGAAGUUGAGUGUUGAGAAUUGUGGGUUGAUGGAGAUUAAUGGGAAGGAGAAAGGAUCAGGAGCAAUGCCUUUGUGUUUCCAAAAGUAACACUUGUGAAGUUUGAAAAUCUCCCCCAACUUAGGAUGUUCUAUCCGGGUAUGCAUGUUUCUGAGUGGCCGUUACCCAAAGAACUGGUGAUGACUGGAUGUGAUAAUGUGGAGAUUUUUGCUUCCGAAAUUUCAAGGUUUCAGGAAAAGCUUGAAUUGGGCCUUCAGUGUACACCAAUUAAACAUCAUUUCUUUUUAGUUGAGAAUGUUCUGAUGCCCAACUUAACAAGCUUGGUCGUGCGUGGAUGUAGUGGUUUGAGAUUCUUGUUUUCAUCUUGUUGAACUUUUUAUGAAUAUUUCAAGAUACAAAAAUUAAUCUAUCUAAUUUACGUUGGCAAUGAAAUUCUAAAUGUUUGGUUUAA
Molecule: messenger RNA, 5609 nt
Organism: Prunus avium (sweet cherry)
Lineage: Eukaryota; Viridiplantae; Streptophyta; Magnoliopsida; Rosales; Rosaceae
Source: RefSeq, a predicted model, not a curated record